Cataglyphis hispanica is the source of this 1054-nucleotide messenger RNA. RefSeq lists its product as uncharacterized. The record is from RefSeq and is a predicted model, not a curated record. The transcript has 5 exons. Lineage: Eukaryota; Metazoa; Arthropoda; Insecta; Hymenoptera; Formicidae. The coding region runs from base 174 to 1028 and encodes 284 amino acids.
GUACAAAGUUUAUGGUGAUUGGUUACGCUCCCUUCUGCGCUAUUCGUUACGCUCGUCUAACAAUACUGCGUUGGGGGAAAUUUUUAUAAUGAUUGGCAACAUUUGCCUCUACUUAAUCUUAUCAGUGACACUGCUCAAUUGAUACCAAUUCAAUUACGAAAAAAAGAAAAAUAAUGAGCAGCAGUGAAACUAUGGAUAAUGAAGAAAUAAUACAAUUGCGUAAGCGAAAAAAAGAACUUUUAAAAAAAGCGGUUCAGUUAAAAGACAAAUUGAAGGAUAUAGAAGAUAACAAACAUCAAUCGUUAAUUAAUUUUAAUAUCACACUACCUUCCGAUAAUGAGGAUAACAAACCGUCGAAACUGCAAUCCAUCAAAUACAAGGCUAAAUUAUGUGAGAUUGCGGGUCAAGUGACGGGAAUAAGAUUUAAAGAUGUUUAUAAAAAAUGGUUACGCAAUAAUAUUUUUAUUUAUUCGGCUAAAGUGAAAACAAAAACCAUUUCCUUCAAUCUUGAAUUGAUAGUUUCCAUGAACUCGGAUAAAUUUACAAUUGACAAUAUAAUGUGCUAUUUUAUCGACAUUGACGAUUGUUACAUGCUCGAAAUAUCUCCUUGGUUUGAGAAGAUAACAAGUAUAAAAAACUUUUCUCUUCUUAUGUCUGCACUUUCCGAUUACAAUGAAAAUAAUAUUUUUAGAUCUAAGAUUCUGAAUAGUUUAGAAAAAAAUAAAUAUGCAACUAUAGAACAAUGUACUCAAGAAAAUGGAGGUAUAUUAUUGCAUAUACAUUCAUCUGCAAAUACAAAAGAAAACUACAUAAUAUUCCAGUGGACAAUGAAGUUUUUUGAACUAACAUGGCACAUUGAACAUUUUUUUACAGUAAAACCCACAGAUAUAGGAAUAAAAUUUUCUGAAGAAAAUCAAACAUUAUUAAAAGAAUUUUGUGAAAUUAAUUUGAAAAAUAACAAACUUCUGGGACUAUGGAAUAAAUUGUGCAUUGCCAUUGAUAAUUAUGCUAAAGGUAUGAAUACAUAGAAAAAUUUGUUUUUCGAAAUUCAAUA